This is a messenger RNA of Triticum aestivum (bread wheat), 821 nucleotides long. RefSeq lists its product as uncharacterized. NCBI's taxonomy places the organism in Eukaryota, Viridiplantae, Streptophyta, Magnoliopsida, Poales, Poaceae. Bases 83 to 709 code for a protein of 208 amino acids. The transcript is spliced from 2 exons. The record is from RefSeq and is a predicted model, not a curated record.
UGAGCAAUGGGGGGAGGGUCCGAGUACUAGAACGACAUUGCCACGACAUGACUCAUCUCUGCCGCUGCAUCGCUCUUCUUCGAUGCAGCUUCGUCAGGGGCAGACAUCUCAGGACCAUGGCACGGGCUUGGAUUCGAUGCCCGAGCAGUUUCUUUCCCCUAACCCAUAUGCGUAUACAGGAUAUGAUGCAUACACCCAAGGUGAGGGAUCUCAGCCGUAUCUCUCCACGCGAGGGAUCCCCAUGCCCGAGGAGACUCAUGUACCAGAUUUAAACCAGCACCACGUACAAUGGCCAGACAGUAUAGGAGAGGGAUAUGCUCAGGACACACCUGAUGUUAAUUGGGGCGAUGAGAACACCCAACGCGGCGUCAACACAGGCCUCCGGGGAGCAUCACAUGAUCAUGGCGUCAACACAGGCCUCCGGGGAGCAUCACAUGAUCUUGGCGACACGGUUACAUCAUUAGUUACAGAGUUCUUCGGAGGGGACGUUAUUGGCCCAUCUUUUAUCCCCCCGGAGUCACAACCAUACGCCUACAAUUACGCUUCAGGUUCGCAACAAGGAUUCGCGACUCCACCACCUACGCAGGACUCGCAGACACAUGAAGCCGAAUUGGAGUACGGCCGCGGUCUUCGUGUGCCCCGGCCACCUAAUCGCUUGUCGCCUUCCGGUCGUAAGGAAAGGCCAGGUGGUCGUCGUAAAGUAGGGUGAUUCAUCUAUGCACGUGCGCGACCCAUUGUAUCUACAUAUGUGUGUAUCAGACUUUUCAAUUUGAACAUCUAUGUAUGCUGAAAUAAAAAUGCACCAGUCAGGAACAAUUUUU